Molecule: messenger RNA, 1206 nt
Organism: Passer montanus (Eurasian tree sparrow)
Lineage: Eukaryota; Metazoa; Chordata; Aves; Passeriformes; Passeridae
Gene: LSMEM2
Product: leucine rich single-pass membrane protein 2
Exons: 2
Coding region: 45-1184 (379 amino acids)
Source: RefSeq, a predicted model, not a curated record
CCAGCAGUGCGUCAGUUUUCCUGCACGGGCUCUGCCCUGAUCCCAUGAGCUGGCAGCCCCUUUACCCUGGGAAAGGGGACAUGGGGCACUGCCACAACCUGCUGUCCCUUUGCCACUGGCACUGUGCUGCCAGCAGCCCUGACCACGUCACCAGGCCCCCCUCCCCACAGCUAUUUUUAUCGCCCCCCAACCGUGUUUCUCACUGUCCUAUUUUAAGCGGCGCAGUUGGCGCACCGGGAACCCAGUGCCCAGCUCCUGGGGGCCCUGCAGCACCUCACUGCCCGCUCACGCUGCCCGGGCGCAGGGAGCCAUGCCCAGGGAGGCUGCAGAAGCAGACAGCAUGGGAAGGGCUGAGGGCGCUGCGCCGGCAGAGCCUGGGGACCCCGACAGCAGCGAGUCUGGAGCCAUCAGCCUGCGCCCCGUGGAGUCCAUCAGUGACCUGUACUGGGCCUCGGGCGGGCACAAGGGCACAGAGGGUGAGAGGGGGGCAGGGGGGGCUGUGCAAGACCCGGCUGUGCCCGCGGCCAGGCUCUGACCCCUUCUCUCCCCUGCCUGCAGGCAAUGGCCCGGCUCCCUCCAGCAGCCUGCACCGGCCCCCGCCUCGGCCCGUGUCCCCCGUGCCCGCACCGCUCCUGCCCACCCUGCGCCCCGUGCCCCCCGCCAGCCCCUGCCCCUGCCUCGGCCCUGGCCACCCCCUGCUGCUGGCCCUGCUGGCGCUCCUGGCACUGUCGAGCCUGGUCCUGGCCACACUGGCCAUCUACCUGAGCGGUACGUGGCACUGGCAGGGUGGGGAGCCGGGGAACUGUGGGGGCCGAGCUGCCCGCCCUCAGCACGUUCCCGUCCUGUCCCCGCAGUCCUGCAGAGCCAGUCGGUGCGGGCGCUGGCCCAGUGGCUGGAGAGCCAGGAGGACGCCGUGCAGCAGCUGCGGGUGGCCAGCAGGCAGCUCUGGGCUCGCCUCAAUGCCAGUGCCCAGCCUGGUGGGCACCGCUGAGCUGCCCCUGAUGCCACCAUGGGCUCUGGGCCACCACGGGAAGGGACACCGAAGGGCAGGAGGGGGGAGCGGGCAGCCUGACCCGCUGAGACCUGGCAGCAUUGCCCCUUGGGGCACAGGGGCAAUCCCGGACCCUGUCCCAGGCUGUGAGAGAAAGAAACUGGGCUGUAAGGACCUGCGUCCACCCCAGUGACAGCCCUUCCUCUUAACAAGGC